Anopheles aquasalis is the source of this 1023-nucleotide messenger RNA. RefSeq names its product Testis-specific serine/threonine kinase (gene Tssk). Gene Ontology annotation, biological process: microtubule cytoskeleton organization; protein phosphorylation; intracellular signal transduction. Gene Ontology annotation, cellular component: cytoplasm. The record is from RefSeq and is a predicted model, not a curated record. Gene Ontology annotation, molecular function: ATP binding; tau-protein kinase activity. Lineage: Eukaryota; Metazoa; Arthropoda; Insecta; Diptera; Culicidae.
ACAUGUUCACGUCACAAGAGGAUUCGAAAGAACGAUUUCGUGGACCGUUUUAUAAGUUAAGAAUAUUUAGCUUCGAUCAAAAACAAAGGGAAGAGAAUCUAAGCCAAAUUCGAAAACACAAUGUCCAUCGCCGAUCGCGUGUCCUACCGUCGCGCUCUGCUGCAGAGGGGGUUCCACAUCGGUGCGAAGAUUGGCCAAGGAACGUUCUCCUCUGUACGGCUCGCCAAGCACAUCAAUCGACGCGGGAAGGUCACGCUGCUUGCCUGCAAGAUCAUCAAGCUGGACCAGUGUAAUGACGAAUUGCGGGAAAAGUUCUUGCCACGGGAACUGGAAAUAAUCACCUCCCUCCAGCACCCUCACCUGCUGCACGCUAGUCGAGUGGUGCAGCUGGACCAGCGCGUUUUCAUCUUCAUGCAGUACGCCUCCGGUGGUGAUCUGCUGCAGUACAUCAAACAGCACGGACCGCUCAAAGAGUCCGCCGCUAAACGGUGGUUCCAGCAGCUGUUGAUCGCAAUCUGCUUCCUCCAUUCGAAGGGAAUCGCCCAUCGGGAUCUGAAGUGUGAGAACAUACUGAUCAACGGUCGGCACGAGCUGUUGGUAGGUGAUUUUGGGUUCGCCAAACGCUGCUGCGACACACCGGGGCAACCGAUGGCCACUGAUGAGGACCAGCGCCAUCACAGCUGGUCAGAAACGUUCUGCGGAUCGCUAGCAUAUGCGGCACCGGAAGUGAUCAUGUCACAACCGUACGAUCCAAUGGUGGCCGAUAUCUGGUCGCUGGGUGUCGUACUGUUUGUCAUGCUCAACUCUGCCACACCGUUCGGUGAAGAUAACCUGGCCCGAUUGGUGAGACUACAGACGGAUCGAAUGUACGUCUACAAUGACCAUCUCGCCAAACCGCUAACCACCGAAGCGCGGAUGGUCAUCGAUUUAAUGCUGGAACCGUAUCCGCAGCAGAGGAUCACACUGUCCCAGCUGAGGAAGAUGUAUUGGCUGCUUACAAAGUAGGUCAAAGUGACGUUGGAC